Pimephales promelas (fathead minnow) is the source of this 1305-nucleotide messenger RNA. NCBI's taxonomy places the organism in Eukaryota, Metazoa, Chordata, Actinopteri, Cypriniformes, Leuciscidae. The record is from RefSeq and is a predicted model, not a curated record.
AGAUGGUGAUGCUGGUGAAGGAGAACCCUUUGCUGCUGGACGUGGUUGCCCUGGAGAAGUGCUACCAUGUGAUGGAUCUGCUCUGUGAGCAGUGCGUGCAACAGCAGGACAAGAAUGAGGUUCUGGCCAUGAAAAUGCACUACAUCAGCUGCAUACUGCAGAAGUGUCUGGCCUUCCUGCAGGAAUGUGACGACAAACUGGACGCCCUUUUGGAGAGACUUCUGAAAGGAAGAGAUGGCGAUGGCUUCCCUCAGUACCAGGAGAAAUUCAUCUGGGAUUGUAUUCGGAAGUUUCCCUAUUGUGAAGCAACCCUGCUGCAACAGCUGGUCCAAAGCAUAGCACCUUUGGAAAUUGGGAACAACCCCACAGCCUUCUCGGUUCUGACCCAGGCGUUGACAGGCCAGAUGGUGCUUAUGAACACAGAGUACUGUGCUACAUGUGGGGACAGGGGUGCCGACAUGAAGUGCUCCUUCUGUAAAAUGGUGGUCUACUGUGGGCAGACGUGUCAGAGGCUGCACUGGUUCACCCAUAAGAGCCAGUGCAAAACCCCUGUGAAACAAAGAGAUGCUCAAUUCAACAGCCAAUCACAACUGAGAGAACUCUCCAGCAAUGCUGAUAACAGUGAUGCAGAGAAAGCCGCCAGCUCGAUGCUGGCUCUGUGUUUGGGGUUGUCCGAGUGUGCACUUCAGCACAGUCCUUCUGAUGACCACCGUGAAGAUGGUCCUUGUGCUGGACAGGACUAAAGAACACAAAGAUGUUGGCUGUCGUUUUGUUGGGCCAGGUCAACUCCCUUAAGCAUCGAGAUCAGGCUCAGCGCGCUGUGCUGUGAUUGGUGCUCUGCAUACUAGGACCAUACUGUUUACUGAGGUAUUGGAUCGUAUACUCAUUGUGAGCUGUGUAAUACAGUAAUAUACAGAAUACAGCAUUGUGUACAGCACAUGAAAACUACUGACAAAAGGACAUCCUCUUUGGACAUCUGUUCCAAAAAGAGACAAAAAGAAAAGCUUUGAGGAUUUUCUCUACCACAUUAAUGCUUUUGUUUAAAGGUACACUACGGCCCUCUCGUCGUUAAAAAACAAAACUGCAUGCAUUUUGUGAAAGAACAUAGUUUUAGUUGCGCUUUGGCUUUUCUUGGCUGAGCGGAUGAAUAUGACUCUUCACAAAAGAUGAUGCUUUAUAAUGAACUCUGUUAGAGAGCUACAUAACAAUUUAUAAAAUACCUUACUCACUUGUUGAGUAGUUGUGUAGUAACAACAUUUCCAGCGAAAAAAAAAAUAGAUAAAUAGAUAAAAUAAAGAAAUAAAU